Nakaseomyces glabratus is the source of this 543-nucleotide messenger RNA. It is a transcript of the gene COA1, whose product is annotated as Coa1p. NCBI's taxonomy places the organism in Eukaryota, Fungi, Ascomycota, Saccharomycetes, Saccharomycetales, Saccharomycetaceae. Gene Ontology annotation, biological process: mitochondrial respiratory chain complex IV assembly. The record is from RefSeq and is a predicted model, not a curated record. Gene Ontology annotation, cellular component: mitochondrial inner membrane.
AUGAUGUCAAUGCUACCGAGUCGUAUGUUGAGGCAGCGGACAGCGCUUGCCGCUGUGAGAGGUUUGCGCACGGGGAGUAGGGUUAUGGUGGAGUUGAAGGAUAAGGAGAGACCAAUGACUGUCAAUGCUGAGUUGCCUGAUCCUAUGGCUGGACGCCGUAAGCGUAUUGCAGCAUUUGCUGCGUUUUCUUUAGCAACUGGUAGUGCCCUGGCUGUGAUAUUCAACUAUGAGAAAACAGAGUCGGCGAUUGUUUCGAACACGAUGUACUAUAUGCGUAGGUCUGGCCAGACAAUCGACGCUUUGGGUGAGAACAUCGAAUUUGCCGGUGUGAUUCCAUGGGUCUGGGGUGAACUGAACCCAGUGGCCGGUAAGAUCAAUAUAACUUUCUCUGUCAAGGGUAAGAAAGGCGUCACUGGUAUCGUUAAACUUGUAGCUGACAGAGAGAACCGCCGUGAAGAAUUUAGAAUCCACGAAUGGAGUCUGACUGUCCCAGAUAAAAAGAUAGACCUUUUAGCUGAGAAUCCACAUUCCUCAUUUGAUUAA